Molecule: messenger RNA, 1769 nt
Organism: Theobroma umbraticum
Lineage: Eukaryota; Viridiplantae; Streptophyta; Magnoliopsida; Malvales; Malvaceae
Product: ribosomal RNA-processing 7 protein
Biological process (GO): rRNA processing; ribosomal small subunit assembly
Cellular component (GO): CURI complex; UTP-C complex
Source: RefSeq, a predicted model, not a curated record
CUACUAAAUAGAAUCAUCAGCUCUUUUCUCCGUCUUCUUCACCGCAGCAGCGGCUAGUUUCAGGCCUUCAGCGACAUAGCCAGACAAGUACAUAUCAAACAGCUGCGUUGUAAUUCAAAUCCAGCCGCCCCACCUUCUAGCCUCAGCGACACCCUGAAAAUAUUGAAACUUUGAACAACAAGUCUACUAUGAAGAAGAAGAGAAGUAGGGGGAAGGUGGACAAUUUGGUUGAAACCAAAGAAGAAAAGAAAAAGGAUAAAUCAAGCAAGAAGAAAAGAAAAAGUGAGGAGAAAAAUAAUGCCAUCAUUGGAAUUGUUGAUCAGCUCGGUGAUGAGGAAGAAGACCAUUUUCAGAAACAAAAUGACAAAUGUAAGAAGGAUAGAAAAAAGAAAAAGAAGGAACACAGCUCGUCAGGGGAGAAUCAACAGUUGGUGGAAAAGAGUAAAGUAGCUGAUAAAGAUGAAGUAUAUGAAAUACCUUCAGGGGAUGAAGACUGCUCAAAAGGAAUGAAAAAAUGGGUUAUCGAAUACCACCAAAGUAGGCCUGGCUUGAAGGUUUUGCAACAAAGAAUUGAUGAGUUCAUAAUUGCCCAUGAGGCAAAACUUGAACAGGAAAGAAAAGAAAGAGAAGCUCAUCUCACAGAAGGGGGUUGGACACUUGUUGAACAUCAUAGAGGAAGGAAAAAGACAACAGAAUUUGAAAGUGGAACUACAGUGGGUUCUGUUUCCCAGGCUGCUGUGGAGGGGAAAUUAGCUAAGAAGAAGAGCAAAGAGGUCUUUGAUUUCUAUCGGUUUCAAAAAAGAGAAGCCAAGAGGAAUGAACUUAUGAUGCUCCAGAGCAAAUUUGAGCUGGAUAAAAAGCGUAUCCAACAGUUGAGGACUGCUAGGAAGUUUCGACCUUACUGAGUGCAACCAAACCCUUAUAAAAAACCAGGAGAAUCACAUGGAGUGAGGAAACUUUAAGGGUGGAAGGAAGAUAGAGUAUAUGCAACAUUGCCCCAUUAGAAAAUCAUGUAAUACGUGGGAAAGCAUUUUACAGAUUUCAUGAACUCCUCUCAGAUUAGGUUGCUGGUCAGAAUUGUAGGAACAAUUCUGAAAGCGGCAAGGGUAACUAUAGCUUGCAAGGUGCAGCUUUCAAUGGGGGAAAUCUCCUGAACUAUGUAGUACAAGUACAAUUACAAGGUUAUUGAGGCCAAAGAAAGUUGAUCGUCAACUUCAAGCAAUUAAUCAUAUAUAUACCUCUUUGUCUGUAAUGUUCCUAGUCAUAAAGCAAUCCAUAUGCCAAUGUCCAGGGAAUUCUAUAUCUAGGUUGAUCAAUUUGGUAGUUUUUAUGCGUUAGAAAUUGUUGUUCUUUCUAAAUGGACAAUUUAUCUGUGCACAAGAGGCCCAAAAGGAGAAGUAUAACGAAAUAUAUAAUGUAAGCUACACCGACCACUGAGUUGUACAGGAAGGAAUCCAGCACAAAUCAUGCUGGACAUCUUAAUUUAUGUCAAAAGGAAACUCACUAGCAAAAACACGAAUAUAAAGUAAGAAAAAGGUCAAAUUAUAAGAUAUUAAUUGUGAUGCUAAGCAAAUGCAAUGAAAAUUUUAGUAGCACAAAUAGCACACUUUAUUUAAUGUAAGCUCCAGUAACAUCUAGCACCCAAAUCAUUUCCAAAAUAACUGUCAAAUGCGUAGAUAAAUCCUCAAACAAUUCGCCUCUUCUGCACAUAACCCCACAACAUUUAUUAUAGAAAAACAACAGAAACAAAUAUAUAAACUAAAAAAAAA